Messenger RNA from Aspergillus luchuensis, 978 nucleotides. RefSeq lists its product as uncharacterized. Bases 1 to 978 code for a protein of 325 amino acids. The transcript has a single exon. Gene Ontology annotation, biological process: carotene catabolic process. The record is from RefSeq and is a predicted model, not a curated record. Gene Ontology annotation, molecular function: carotenoid dioxygenase activity. Lineage: Eukaryota; Fungi; Ascomycota; Eurotiomycetes; Eurotiales; Aspergillaceae.
AUGAUGCAUGACUUUGGAGUAUCCCACCGACAUACCAUUAUUAUCGACCUGCCUCUCGAGCUCGAUCUGUCUAAUAUCGUACAUGGAAAGCCGGUUGUUGAAUACAACCCACGGGGCCAAACGAGGCUUGGGGUAUUUCCCCGACAUGUUCCUGAGCUCAUACGAUGGUUUACGACAGACCCCUGUGUGGUAAUGCAUACCGUAAACACUUGGGAUGAUAUCACACCCGGUGGAACAUGGGUGAAUGUGCUGCUUUGUCGCAUGAACAGUGUUGCACCAUUCUUCCAUAUGGGCAACAUAGCUGCCCCAGACGCUUUGAAGCAGCCCGAUCCCCAAUGCCGUCUUUAUUACUACGAAUUCCCACCUAGUCAUGAAGGCACAACAUCAAUCUCCCAGCAGUGGGCGCUAUCAGCCAUUCCUUUCGAAUUUCCAUGUGUGCCCAAGCACCUGGAGAUGGACCCAACAAGAUAUGUCUACGGAUGCUCUAUGCGGAAGGGUAAUUUCGCUGCCACUCAUAUCAGCGCCUUCAAGAUUGACUGUCUUGUCAAAGUGGACGUCGAACAUCUUCUCUCACAGGGUAAGACCGAGCGUCUGUCUCCAGUGGAUGGCUGCGUGGAUGAGCGCUCCAUUGAUGAGGUUCUCGCUUCGGACAACCCCGACGACCCUAUUAAGGUGUUUGCCUUUCCCACGGGGUGGUUUGCCCAGGAAUGUUCGUUUGUACCGCGGAAAGAUGGAAAACAUGAAGAUGAUGGCUGGCUUGUUACAUAUGUGUUUGAUGAGUCGCAACUGGAUGAGAAUGGUGAAGCCCCAUCGAACGCACGCAGUGAGCUUUGGGUCAUCGAUGCUGUUGAUAUGAGAGAGGUGGUCUGCCGAGUAGUCCUGCCGCAACGUGUACCAUAUGGGAUGCACGGGAAUUGGUUCUCGGAGGAGCAGAUCGUAAAUCAGCGAGACGUGGAAACGUUUCGCCACGAGUACUAG